Messenger RNA from Sycon ciliatum, 2134 nucleotides. RefSeq names its product tetracenomycin polyketide synthesis 8-O-methyl transferase TcmO-like. Gene Ontology annotation, biological process: methylation. Lineage: Eukaryota; Metazoa; Porifera; Calcarea; Leucosolenida; Sycettidae. The record is from RefSeq and is a predicted model, not a curated record. The transcript has a single exon. The coding region runs from base 381 to 1601 and encodes 406 amino acids. Gene Ontology annotation, molecular function: S-adenosylmethionine-dependent methyltransferase activity; O-methyltransferase activity.
CAAUGAAAAAAGGCAAUCCGGAUCGCCUUCUCCGGCAUCACGGGUACACCAGGUGGUAGAUGAAUGAAGACGGCCGCCCGACCCUCCUUGGUAGUGUAAGAGUCUGCAUGGUAUAUAAUUGGUGGCAGAUAGCUUUGAAAAUCAGAAACAGUCGUCCUCUCUGAGAAGAAAUCAAGUCAAUAGCGGCUACUCUACUACUACUAGAAAUCAAGGUCUGAAGCAUCCAGCGAAACUACUUGCAGCGAAAAGAAUUCUACUAGUAAAUCAAUUCUCUAAUCCGAGUUAAGCUGCAGCUACUUACUGUAGCUGUCCGGACCCAACGGUGUAUCUCUAUUCCUAAACUACCUCAUAAUUUACCUCCGAUCGACUGUUUUUUCAAUAUGGCUUCAACGUCGAGCGUAAUUGCCCCGGAAAGUGUUCCGCCUACGGUCGCCGAGGUAACUGUGUAUGAGAAAAUCAUCGAGCUGAUGAACACAUUCAAGAAAACGCACGCGUUCCGGAGUGCAAUUGAGCUGGGUGUCUUCAAGGCUGUGCAUGGAGCAGCGCGGAGCGCACAUGACAUUGGUGCUAGGUGCGAGGUUCACGAUAGCACAAAGCUGAUCGCGCUCUUGGAUUUGCUAGCGGCCGAAGGCAUCCUUAAACGCUGCACACGGGGAGAAGGCGAGGAAGCGGUAAUACUUUACGAAAACAACCCCGGCGCAGAUCUUCUACUAGGCGACGAGGCGCUGCCAAACUAUGCAGCCCACCUGGGAACUAUGCUGGGCGAGACACAGGCUGAGAUGGCGCGAUGGGCUAAUUUGACGGAGAUCUUGAAGACGGGUGCAGUAAAGGAAAAGCCGCAGCAGCAUUCCCACAGCCACGGGCACAAGAGCACGGCUGAUGACGGAGCGGAGCAUGGUGAAGAAAAGAAAAAGGUCCGCAACUGUCAUGCUGUGGAUGACAAUGAUAAAGCAACAACCGAGGAAGAAGAGGAAUGGUCCAAAUUGUACGAAAUGUUUGAAGGGUUCAUGCGAAUUGGUUUCAACGUAGUUGCCGAGAAGUUCGACUUUUCCAGAUUCACUCACGUUGUGGAUAUUGGCGGAGGCACUGCACAGCUCUCCCGUAUCCUGUGCCGUCGCUACAAGAAUCUCAACUGCACCAACUUUGAUCUGCCGCGCAUGCUCCCUUGUGCCGAGAAGCGGAUGGCUGAAAUUGGCGCCGAUGUGGCUGACCGAGUUCGUCUGGUUGGCGGUGACUGCUUCAAGGAUGAUCUGCCAACGCCUGUUGAUGCUGUCAUUAUCGCUAACGUCAUGCACGGCUUUGACAACGAUGAGCUGAGAAGCCAGCUCGUGCAGAAAGCACAUGAUGCACUUUCUCCGGGCGGUGUGUUUAUCGUGAUCGAGGACAUCAUCAAUCCGGAUCACUCGAAUGAGUCCGCCUUGCUCUGGCAGCUGAGUAUGGAUGUAAUGAUUGCCUCGGCUGACCAAGGACACAAACAUCAUCACACCAUGCUCACACUGGACGGCUUAUCGGGGUGGCUCAAGGCAGCCGGAUUCCAUCGACAGCCUCAAGUGAUUCCCCUUGUUGGCAGCAUGCAGGCUGUUAUUGCCACAAAGGCUUGAUCUACUUUCUUUCGCUUAUGCUUAUGUUACAUUGUAGCAUUUCCGAAUAGUGUUACAUCCGUAUCAUAUUUGAUAACCUCUUUAGAAAUUUGGUGCAGUUCUUGUACUUGCUCUCAUUUCAAUAGCUGUCAAUUUGCUGAUUGCUGGUGCUGAUAGAGUAUUUUACCUGGCCGUCCUAUGUUCAAUCUUAUCACCUAUGCCAUUCUGAUUUGGCCUUUUUUUCUUCAGCCAACUCCCGGGCCGUGCAUCAAGAAUUUUUUCACUGAAUGGAUGAGUUUUUCUCCACCGUAACUGUCUCUAUUGAACGCCUCAGCAAGUUUCCACCGCAACCAUGCCAUCUAUCUCUUACUGACAUGUGCCAUUUCCUUGCAUGCCACCUAUUUCAUAAGUUUCUUUUCCAAACAUGUCACAUUCAUGUGGCGUAGACUACUAGUUUUUUCUGUAUUGCAAGUGGACUUAACCUGUAUGUAUCUCAAUGUACAACUUAUAUCCUGGGCAAGCCAGGUAUUCAAAAAAGAACUUGAAGCGAUCGA